Molecule: messenger RNA, 2543 nt
Organism: Scylla paramamosain (green mud crab)
Lineage: Eukaryota; Metazoa; Arthropoda; Malacostraca; Decapoda; Portunidae
Product: fibrocystin-L-like
Exons: 10
Coding region: 311-1834 (507 amino acids)
Source: RefSeq, a predicted model, not a curated record
UCCCAUGCCUUGCUCUGCCUCCCAUUCUCUCCCUUCACCUCUCACCACACUGCCAUUCAGGUGGGUGUGACAACAACAGGAAAAGAGGCAACAGAGAGCGAAGUGAGGCGAGUGGUAGCAAUCAAUGGUGCCACACUCACCCUAGACUCAGCACUCAAAUUCCAGCACCUUGGGGAGAUACACACGCUGUCAGACGGCACUUCCAUCACACUGGCUGGGGAGGUCGGUCUCCUGAGCCAGAACAUUGCGGUGGAAGGAAUCACGGAGAACAGCAACGGGGGAAGAAUUCUGGUCUCCACAGUCUUCCAGAAUGGCAAGCAUUAUGUUGGUGAGUCUGGAAGAUAAGCUGACUGGUGAAGCUUUGGUUCGGCCCAAGUGGAUGGCGUGGAGUUCCGUAACAUGGGGCAGGAAGGCUUCACCGACAUCACUGACCCACGCUACUCCAUUGCCUUCCUGGGCCUUGAUGCCAUUGGUGACCAUUCUAGCUACGUCAAGAGGCAUAAGAGACGAGACAGGCUCCAACACCUACAGGUGGAACCUCAUCACAACUGUGUUCUUCCUGGGGACAUAUGAAGACAGACAGGAAACAGAGAACUUGAAUUGGAGUGGUGCCUUUCAGCUGGACAAUGCACCCAACACUGUACUGACUGGCAAUGUUGUUGCUGGUGCAGAACAGGCUGGCUACAAGACCCUUGGAGAGCUGUGCGAGGACACAACUUGGUGGAUGGGGAAUGAAGUGCACAAUGCAAUUUAUGGAGUCAUGCUAUGGAAGAAGGGAGGCACGGGGCCACUGACAGACUGCUGCAGACUCAACAACUUCUACACCUGGAGAAUCUCAGACACAGGCUUCUAUGUCCAGCACUAUGCCAGCUCCCUCAUCACUAAUGUUGUCUCUGUGGACAGUCCCCUGGGAGCAAUGCAGAUCAUCUAUGAGCCAGAUUCACUGAGUCACAAGUUCCACCCCAAGACAGCCAAUGCCAGUCACUCCCUGUUUGUGGGUGUCUCCCCAUCACACACUUGUGAAUACCAGGCAUCCAAGUCCCGGAUAAUGAAGUUCUAUGGAGAUAAAUUUUUUGGCGGAGGCGUCGGCGGAGGAAACACUGGCAUCCUCUUAGCAUCAUUCACCUCUGGAUCUAAUAUGGCACCUCUCAUGACCUUCAGUAACGCUGGCACUUACCCAGCACUCUACGGCUCCACACACUUUGAGGGUCUCACGUUCCACAACUUCCGUGACACCGACUGCGGGCGAGGCAUUGCUCUCAUGGUGAACCCUCAGUCAGAGGACGCCAACCACCCCGCGUUUGUCAAGGGUCUCUUGUUCCUCAACACACCACAGGAGAACUACAUGUACAUUCCUAGGCCCAACUUGAGCAGCAUUGAUCCGUCAGAGUGUGUGGAUACGGACUGUGAUGGACUAAAGAAGGUGGUGGUGACGGAUGUUGAUGGAUCUCUGCUGGGUGAAAAGGAUGCCACAGUAAUCUCUCAGGCUGACUGGGAGUGGGACGGAGAUCCUCGGAGAGGCAUUGGAGAUUACCGCAUUCCUCUUCCAAUCAGACAGAAUCCUGACGGAUGCCAGAUUGAGGCAGCUGACAAGUUUCCGAAUAAAGGCAUUGUCCGUGAUGCUUCCUGUGCUGUGGUUCCAUCGUGGCAGGCAUGGAAGUGCUUCUCGCUGCGUUGCCGCCUCAUGAUCAUUGAGAGCAUAGACACAGACACAGAGGUGCGGCGCCUCUCCCUCAUCGCCCUCAUUGCCAACCCUGGUGAGCAAUACAAGUCACCUUCUCCUCUUGUCCCCAUAAAUCUGUCGAUGUGCCAGACUUUUAUCUUGUUCCUUUAAAUCUAUUUACCAGAUUGUCAAUUCCACUUGGGAUUUUUUGUAAGUGUCAUUAAUGCCGCCUCCUCCUCCUCCUCCUCCUCUCCAGGCCCCAGUGGGUACGUGGACCUCCUCCUCCUCUUCCUCCUAUACACGCCAUGGUUCAGACAUAUUUUUGUACAUGCGUUUAUCUUAUAUUAUUUUAUUUUACUUUAUUUUUUUGUUUAAUUUCUAUCCAGGCUCGUGUACUCGAUGCCUCAGCUCACGAGGCUCACAUUCACGCGCACGAGGCGGAGUGAGGUAGAGGUUCAUGAAGCUUCGAGUCAUUUUGUACUGGAAUGCACCGUUAGUUUCAGUUAUGAGUCAUUAUUGCAGUAAUAUUGCACGUAGCUUCCUUCAUCUGAAUAUAUGCACAGUUUCUUCUCAUUCCUGUGGUGUUUUCAGAAUCGUUAUAUUCAUUCUUUCUUUCACUAAUUCUUUCAUUCAUUUGUUCUUUUUAUAUAUUUUUUUUUCAAUAUUCUGUACGUUCAUAUAUUAUUUCAUUCUUUCUUUUGCUCGUUCGUUCGUUCAUUCAUUCAUUUAUUUAUUAUUUCGUUUGUUCAUUCACUGAUUCAUUCGUUGGCUUUCUUUUCAUUAUUUCUUACGUUCGUUCACUAUUUCAUUCUUUCGUUCGUUCGUUCAUGCAUUUAUUCUUUCAUUCAUUCACUGUGGCACAUUAAAAUCAGUAGAUCCU